Nematostella vectensis (starlet sea anemone) is the source of this 2853-nucleotide messenger RNA. RefSeq names its product coiled-coil domain-containing protein 81. Lineage: Eukaryota; Metazoa; Cnidaria; Anthozoa; Actiniaria; Edwardsiidae. The record is from RefSeq and is a predicted model, not a curated record. The transcript is spliced from 17 exons. The coding region runs from base 128 to 2509 and encodes 793 amino acids. Gene Ontology annotation, cellular component: centrosome.
UACUGCCAAGUUACCAUAGAAACGAUUAUUGGUGGCAAGAACAAGUUCGCGCUAAUGCACUAAUAUACUGGGAGUUUUUAGAAAAAUCUCCGUUUUUAGAGGUCGGAAGAUCUAGAACUCAGCCAAGAUGGCUGAAGUUAUGCAUGGCCUGGUGUCGGAAGCCAAAAAGAAUCGGUUUUCCGCGAUUCCGAAGCUGACAGAAGAAGAUAUUGUCAGUGUUUGGGACAAUCUGUCGGACUAUAUUGCAAGGCAAAUGGGAUCUCAGAAGGGCGUCAGUGUUCCUGGUCUAGGGAUAUUUACAUUUUCUCAGAAGAAACUAGACGUUGGAAAUAACAAGUAUAUUUUAAUUCAGCGGCCGGUGUUUGUAUUAUCAGAAAAGUUUGCCAUGACUCAUGGACUAAGUUACACCAAACACUACACAACAGGUCAGAUACCUGUCGUCCAACUGAAUUUUGUAGCAUUAUCCAAUAACACCUCAUUUGAUCGUGACACUGUUGAAAGCUGUGUAAAGGAAGUCCUUCAGGCGCUGAACAGAUCCAUCCAAUCCAAGCGGAAUGUAGAGUUCCAGUUUACAGGGAUUGGACGUUUGUCGAUUAGAGACUCAAAAGUUAAAAUGAAAUUUUACAAAGAUUUCCUUAGAAGUAUGGAUGGCUCUGGUAGUUUGCUGCAAGCCCUUUCAAAUCGCCCUGGGACUGCCGAUUCUGUGAUUUCAGAAGCAUUCACUCCAAGACCUCACACAAGCAACACUCUUAUUUUACCAAGGAUCCAGCCUGGUAGUGGCAUCGAUGGAGCCCCUCUUAAGGUUGGACGGGAACAGACCAUGCCGACCAUUGAAGAAGAGGAUAGAGGCACCACUGUGAGGGGUGGCCAAGACAAUACCGGACAAGAUGACUUGCCGCCUAGGGUGGAGCCCAUCCCAAGAGUCGAACCCAUUCUUGGUAACCCUAACGAAGAAGAAGAUCCCGAAACUACAAAAGUCCAGAGAAGUCGAAGCGUUCGAGGCAUUCUUCUUCCAACUUUACCGCCAAAAAGUCCUCCGCGACAGGCCCUGCACAGCUCACAGGGUCUCAGGCCGGCUCUGUCGCCAGCGAAAGCGGUGGCGGUCAGCUACGGAGGGAAUGGGCCCGAGCCGGUACCCACACCCCCGAAGUCAGCGAGUCCGCGAAGACGUGCUCCAGAGACGCCCCAGGCCCCCGCAGACACGCAGACACAGGGACAAGAAAUGGAGGCUGAGCCCCUUGGAAGAAGUAACAGCGGUAUGCUCGCGUCGCACAGUUUUAGUCAGCUCCAGCCUCCUAAGCCUCCGCGGUCAGCUAUGAACAGCAGGUGCACGCUGCAUGGCGACCGUGGCGGCCAAGAGCUCUGCUACUUGUGUCACCAACGCGCUGAGAAGAACGUCCCCGUGUACUUCUCUGAGGAGCGACGGCGUAAAGAGCUUGAGCAGGACCGACUACUGCAGCAUUACCAGCAUCAGAAGGACUCGGAGGCUAUAAUAAUGGAACAGGCCAAAAACAUGGAGAACAGACGAUAUAACCAGAAAGUGGCGGCCUUCAACUUGGGCGUGUCAGAGGGAAUCAAGACUAAGAAAUCUACCCGUCCAACCGAAUUUUGUAGAUCUUACGUCUUCCAAAACAGACCGCUGACUCCGCCACGAUAUAUCAAACAAAACGAGUACUCGCAAACGCUAGCAGAUCAGGUCACUUCGAAGAGUAACAAGCUGACUCGGUUGAACCGUGAGAAAGAGUUCCUGGAGAGACUGGAGCAAGUCCAGCUUGCCGAAGAUCUAGCUCUUCAAAGGGAGCAGUAUAUGCGAGAGAAAAAACUCGCCAACGAACUCUACAAAAAGGCACUUGAUACACAGAUUGAGAUCAGGAACACGAUAGAGAGUACACUUCACGCUAACAUCAAGCCGCCUUUCGCCCUAAUGCGCAUGUCCAUGUCGAGAAUGAUCACACCAUUCGCAGACUCACUCCUCCUCAAGCCCCGAAUCCUGAUAGGAAGCGAGCCGGGCAGACGGGUACGGUUUAAGCCUCUGCCUAUCCCCGCCCUGGAGCCAGACAGUAUUGGACCAAUAUUUGGGAUCCAUGAUGCAACGGAGGAAAAACUUGAAGAACAGCGUAACCGGAACCGGAAGUUGUACAAGGAACAGCUCGAUAUGGUGUCCCAGAAAAAGCGUGAGGCUAUUCUACGCGACUUGAAAAGCCAGAAGGAAGAGUCUGACAUGCUAGAGCGCACCAAGAGGGACAUAAUCUUGGACCGGACAUUGCGUCAUCAAGAAAUGCUGGACACCCGACGAAAGCUGGAGAACUCCUGGGCCGAGCACGUGACUCGGAAGAAAGACCGCGAGGAAGAGGAGCGCAUGCGAGCCCAGUCCCCCGGGAUGCUCAUUCACGAGCAGUGUGAAAAGUAUCGCCGCUGCAAUCAGUGCAGGCGCAGACCCCAUAACUGCGGAGAGUCAAACGUCUGGAGCGAAUCACGAUACAUCCCUGGAUCGAGGAUCAUGGUCUAGGAAUAACCGCUGAUCUUUUAUCAUUUUUAAGAUAAUACAAAAAAAACUGGCACAGACACAGUUGUGCUUUGGAAUAAAGCUUUUAUUAUGAGGAUCUAGAACUAUAUUUUAUUUGUUGGCACAAGUAUUCAACUUGGUCUCAAAUAACAUUUAUCUUGAGAAAGUAGGGGGUAAAAUACGAGAGACCAGAACUAAACACCGUGAAAUAAGAUAGAUCUUUCAGCUCUUCUCUUUUAUCUUUUUGAGUGAUAAUAUAAUAGUACCUUCACAAUUCUAAUAUAAGUGUGUGGAAAGUGUGUUAUGUCUAACUUCUCUGCAUUUCUAAUAAAGAUUUUGUAAAUAUA